AUGGAUGAAUGCACGGAAGAAAGGGAUGAUAACCUUAAAUUAUAUCCAAUUUUAGCAGAUGACUUGAUUUGUGAUCCACCCCUUAUCGAUGUGUAUGUAGAUACUAUAAGUGACAGUAAGAAAAUAAGUCAAGUGAUAGUUGGUUUAAAUACCGUAUUGCCAUUAGCAGAAUUAACACACUUAAAAAGAAUGAAAAAUAAAGAAAUAAUUUUAUAUUCUGCAUCCAUUCCACAAGAAGAAUUGAAAAAUAUACUUGUAGAGAAAGGUUUUGAUAUUUCACAUCCCUGGGAAAUACAAUAA
Diabrotica balteata is the source of this 300-nucleotide messenger RNA. NCBI's taxonomy places the organism in Eukaryota, Metazoa, Arthropoda, Insecta, Coleoptera, Chrysomelidae. The record is from the annotation of a GenBank genome assembly.